AUGACGUCCCCCAGCGAGCCCGAGAUCCUGUGGCGCCCUGCGAAUGGCGACGCUACGCCCAUGGGAGUUUACCGCCGGCAUGUCAAUGAGAAGUUUGGCCUCAAUCUGCGAGACACCAAGGAGCUGCAUAAAUGGUCCGUGACGCAGCCUCACGACUUCUGGAUCGAUCUGUAUGGGCAUCUGGGUAUUGUGCCCCCGUUACCCAAGACCACGAAGAAGGCCUACGACGACAGACUACCCAUGAGCAAGAUCCCUCCGUUCUUCCCUGGGCUAGAGUUGAACUACGCCGAAAAUGUGCUCUUCGCCAACUCCAAUCCGGCAGCACCGGCGGUGAUUGAAAUUCGGGAGGACCAGGAUAUUUACAAUGGCCAGCCGAUUGUUCUCACCUGGGAGGGAUUCCGAGAACAGGUCCGUCAGGUUGCGAGCGCGCUGAGAGCUAGCGGGAUCAAAAAGGGAGAUGUGGUCGCCGCUCUCGUGGCGUCGUCCAACUGGGUCAUUGUACUGUUCCACGCCGUGGCUUCGAUCGGAGCCAUCUUCACCUGCAUUUCCCCAGAGCUCGGAGUCAAUGGGUGCGUGUCGCGACUCCAGCAGGUCAGCCCUCGCAUCCUUUUCGCAGACAGCCACGUUCUGUACAAGGGCAAGGUCGACCCGACCGCGGCGAAACUGGGCGAGAUUCUCCAGAAAUUGCGACAAAAACCGCAGGUUUAUGUGAUCCCCGUCUCACACACCACCCAGUCCAAAUUCCCCUUCAUCAAGGACUUUGUCCAGAAAUCAAACCCCAGAGACCCUCUGACCUUUACGCGAGUCCCUUUCAACCACCCUCUCAUGAUAUGUUACUCCUCGGGGACGACCGGUGCGCCCAAAUGUAUUGUGCACUCACACGGAUUCAUCCUGAACGCGAAAAAGAUCUCGGCUAUCCACAACGGUCUCCACGAAGGGGACGUCAUCACGCAAUUCUCCAAUACUUCGUGGGUGGUGUUUUAUGUCAUGACAGGCCACUUGACGACUGGUGUCACCUUGGUGAUAUAUAAUGGCAGUCCCUUAUUCCCUGAUUCAAAGCAGCUGCUUCGUAUCUGUGAUAGGUUUAAAGUGACGUACUUGGGCGUUUCUCCGCGCCUGCUCCUGGAGAUCCAGAUGCUGGGGACGAUCCCGAAGAAGGAAUUCGACCUCUCACCUCUGCGGUUGGUCUACACCACCGGCGCCCCUCUAGCAAUCGAACAGUAUCGAUGGUUCUAUCGAUCUUUUCCACCCUCGGUACAGAUUUGUAACGCCGCCGGUGGGACAGACACGGCCACGUCGAUUGUCACCAUAGACACUUGCGGGCCCCUUUAUGCGGGCGAGAUGCAAGUGGCGGCAUUGGGGAUGGAUCUCGACAUUCUCGAUCCCGACACGGGGGAUUCGAUCGCUCAUACUGGCGAGGCCGGCGAGCUGGUCAUCCGGAAACCCUUCCCCACCAUGCCGUGUUUCUUCUGGGGCGACCGAGACGGUUCCAUAUAUCACUCUGCCUACUUUGAAAGCUUUGACCAUCUCGACGUCUGGUCGCAACAUGACUGGCUGAGUAAAAAUCCCAAGACGGGUGGAUACACGAUGCACGGGAGGAGCGAUAGCGUCCUGAAUCCAUCGGGAGUCCGCUUCGGGAGCGGCGAGGUGUACGGGAUCGUCGAGACGCAGCAGUUCACCGAGUACAUCAGCAACAGCCUCUGCGUGGGCCGUCGGAGGCCGCAGGACAAGGACGAGCAAGUGUUUUUGUUCCUGGUCAUGAACCCGGGCGUCACCCUGACCGAGGAGCUGCGCAACAAAGUCCGCACGGCGAUCCGCAACGGCCUGUCGCCGCGCCACGUGCCCAAGUUUAUCAUCCAAGUCCCUGCCAUUCCGACGACGAUCAAUGGCAAGAAAGUCGAGAUUGCCGUGAAACAGGUGAUCAGCGGCAAGGACGUCAAGCCCAGUGCCACGGUGCAAAACCCCGAGGCUAUUGAGUGGUUCAAGCGGUACCGAACCCUGGAGGUGCCGCCGAGGGAGAGCAAGUUGUAG
Fonsecaea nubica is the source of this 2031-nucleotide messenger RNA. Its product is annotated as acetoacetate-CoA ligase. The transcript has 2 exons. The record is from RefSeq and is a predicted model, not a curated record. Gene Ontology annotation, biological process: lipid metabolic process. Lineage: Eukaryota; Fungi; Ascomycota; Eurotiomycetes; Chaetothyriales; Herpotrichiellaceae. Gene Ontology annotation, cellular component: cytosol. Bases 1 to 2031 code for a protein of 676 amino acids. Gene Ontology annotation, molecular function: acetoacetate-CoA ligase activity.